AUGGACUCGAUUGUAACUGUUUAUUUAGUUGCUGAAAUUAUUUUGUCUAUAAUAAUUUCGAUAUCAAAUUUUCUUGUAAUCUGGGUAUAUUUUCGCACCGAACGUAUACGUACCAUCACUAAUACAUAUAUUUUUUCGUUGGCUGUUACCGAUUUCUUAGCUGGUACACUAGGAAUACCGGUAACAGUAUAUUCGGUAGCAACACGUUCACCACAUUCCUAUCUUUCUUGUUUAGGUAUUCAUUUAAUUCUCUGUAUUCUGUGUACCAUAUCAACAUUUCAUAUGCUUGCAAUGGCUUUCGAUAAAUUUGUCAGUAUUUGUUGUAAAGGACAACUAUUUUCACGUGUAAGUAGGCAAAAAUUGGCGAUAACACUGAUUGCACUUGCAUGGAUUUUAGGUACAUCAGUUGCAGUUGUACCGGUAUUCUCAAUUACAGAUUUUCGCCAGAAAUAUCAAAAUUUUCCUGGUGAAUGCCAUUUUACUGGUGUUGUUGAUUAUCGCUAUUUAGUAUAUGUAAUAUUUUGUUCAACAAUCAUUUUACCAUCAAUAAUUAUACUGUUUUGUUAUACCAGUAUAUUACGGCGUAUCCGACUGGAAGAACGUCAGGUGAAAUUUUUACUUGAACAAAAAGAACGUAAUCGACGGAUGCGACGACGGCAUAAAUUGAUUCGCUUACUUAUUGCAGUUGUAUUAGCCUAUGGUAUUUGCUGGUAUCCGUUGUACAUAAUAAAUACAUUUGUCUUUAUAUUACCAGAAUAUAAGGACCAUACCAGUACAAUAACGUUAUGUGCUGUUGUCUUGUCACAUAUUUCAUGCGCUAUUAAUCCAAUUAUCUAUGCAUAUGGUAUGCCGGGUUUCAAGCAAGGCUUAGUUAAGCUGUUUGAAAUGAAAUUUUCCAUUAAAAGUUGCGCCAGUUCUUGUUAUGUUAAAUCUGAGUCUAAAGCUGUUGUUGAAUCUAAUGAUAUAGCUGUCAGAAACAAAAGGAAUUCGAUAAUGCAUAGUCGUUCACAGUUAACCAAUGAAAGAAUAGAUAUACCCGUGCGUACAGUCAGAUUCCAACAGCUGUUUAGAAGGUCAAAUUCUGCUUUGAUUGUGGUAUAUUACAGUGGUUUUAGCGGCGACGAUGACUGCUUGAAAACUUUUGGUGAAAAUAAACAAACCUCGACAACGACGACAACGAUGCCUGAACAGUGCAUCAGCAACGACGACGACGACGACGACGACAACGACAACGAAACUAGCAAAGAAAUCAACAAUUACGACGAGGAUAAGAACCAAGAUCAUUACUAA
This is a messenger RNA of Enterobius vermicularis (human pinworm), 1290 nucleotides long. The record is from the annotation of a GenBank genome assembly. Lineage: Eukaryota; Metazoa; Nematoda; Chromadorea; Rhabditida; Oxyuridae.